Messenger RNA from Sabethes cyaneus, 738 nucleotides. RefSeq lists its product as uncharacterized. The annotation marks the transcript as partial. NCBI's taxonomy places the organism in Eukaryota, Metazoa, Arthropoda, Insecta, Diptera, Culicidae. The record is from RefSeq and is a predicted model, not a curated record. The transcript has a single exon.
AAUAAUAAUAAUAAUAAUAAUAAUAAUAAUAAUAAUAAUAAUAAUAAUAAUAAUAAUAAUAAUAAUAAUAAUAAUAAUAAUAAUAAUAAUAAUAAUAAUAAUAAUAAUAAUAAUAAUAAUAAUAAUAAUAAUAAUAAUAAUAAUAAUAAUAAUAAUAAUAAUAAUAAUAAUAAUAAUAAUAAUAAUAAUAAUAAUAAUAAUAAUAAUAAUAAUAAUAAUAAUAAUAAUAAUAAUAAUAAUAAUAAUAAUAAUAAUAAUAAUAAUAAUAAUAAUAAUAAUAAUAAUAAUAAUAAUAAUAAUAAUAAUAAUAAUAAUAAUAAUAAUAAUAAUAAUAAUAAUAAUAAUAAUAAUAAUAAUAAUAAUAAUAAUAAUAAUAAUAAUAAUAAUAAUAAUAAUAAUAAUAAUAAUAAUAAUAAUAAUAAUAAUAAUAAUAAUAAUAAUAAUAAUAAUAAUAAUAAUAAUAAUAAUAAUAAUAAUAAUAAUAAUAAUAAUAAUAAUAAUAAUAAUAAUAAUAAUAAUAAUAAUAAUAAUAAUAAUAAUAAUAAUAAUAAUAAUAAUAAUAAUAAUAAUAAUAAUAAUAAUAAUAAUAAUAAUAAUAAUAAUAAUAAUAAUAAUAAUAAUAAUAAUAAUAAUAAUAAUAAUAAUAAUAAUAAUAAUAAUAAUAAUAAUAAUAAUAAUAAUAAUAAUAAUAAUAAUAAUAAUAAUAAUAAUAAUAAUAAUAAUAAUAAUAAUAAUAAU